GCAGGCGGGAUAUCAAAGUCUUGAAGAAUAACUCAUUGAUCAGUCUCCAACAAGGCAUAGAGUUGGUCGCACAAACCAUUUCAAAGAAGUUAUUUGGGGAAAACGUGCGCGCUAUUUCUUAAACGUCAGUUUCUUAUUUUGACUUGGACGAACAAACAGGGCAGCUGCAAUGUGGAUUCAAGUGCGCACAAUGGAUGGGAAGGAGACCCACCGGGUGGAUUCCCUGUCCAAACUCACCAAGGUGGAUGAGCUGCGUGUGAAAAUCAUGGAGCUCUUCAAGGUGGAGCCGGAGAGGCAGCGGCUGUUCUACCGUGGCAAGCAGAUGGAGGAUGGCCAUACCAUAUUUGACUACAAUGUGGGACUGAACGACAUAGUGCAGCUGCUUGUCAGGCAGAAGAUAGCCCCUGUUAAUGUCAUCAAAAGCAAGGACAAAGAAGCUGAGCUCUCCGACUCUGAUUCGGGCUGUGGCUCAACCCAGAGUGAGUCGGACAAGAGUUCCACUCAUGGUGAGGCAGAGGGUCAAACUGCCAGCACCUCUGCCCAGACAAACACCCCAGAGCUCAUCGAUCCAGGGUUUGGAUAUUAUAAGAUCAAUGAGCUGGUGGAUGCAAGGGACUUGAACAUGGGAGCGUGGUUUGAGGCCCAGAUUGUGAAUGUUACAAAGACAACAAAGACGCCUAAAGAGGAGGCUGCGGAAGCACAGCCAGCAGAGGAAGAGAUACUUUACCAUGUUAAAUAUGAAGACUACCCUGAGAAUGGUGUGAUACAGUUACUGGCCAAGGAUGUUCGUCCGCGGGCACGCACGGUGUACCAGUGGCACCAGCUGGAAGCGGGAAUGAUCGUUAUGGUCAACUACAACCCAGAUGACCCCAAGGAGCGCGGCUACUGGUAUGACGCUGAGAUCCAGAGGAAGAGGGAGACGCGCACCCUGCGAGAAAUCUAUGCCAAGAUCAUCCUUGGUGAUGCUGGUGACUCUCUUAAUGACUGCCGGAUCAUGUUCCUGACUGAAAUCUACAAAAUUGAGGAGCCUGGUUCUCUGAGUGAUGAUCCACCUGGAUCUGAGAGUCCCCUGAAAAGAUCAAAUGGACCUGAGUGCAAGCACUGUAAGGAUGAUCCCGAUAAAAACUGCCGCUGGUGUAACUGCCACAUCUGUGGCAUCAAGCAGGAUCCGGACAAACAGUUGCUGUGUGAUGAGUGUGACAUGGCCUAUCACACCUAUUGCCUGAACCCCCCACUCACCUCCAUCCCUGAAGAUGAGGACUGGUAUUGCCCAGGUUGCCGUAAUGACACGAGUGAGGUUGUGCUGGCUGGAGAGAAGCUGAAGGAGAGCAAGAAGAAAGCAAAGAUGGCUUCUGCCAGCUCCUCCAGCCAGAGAGACUGGGGCAAGGGAAUGGCCUGUGUCGGUCGAACCAAGCAGUGCACCAUCGUCCCAUCCAACCACUACGGCCCAAUCCCCGGCAUUCCUGUUGGCUCCUUGUGGAAGUUCAGAGUACAGGUCAGUGAGGCUGGAGUCCACAGACCACAUGUAGCUGGAAUUCACGGCAGGAGCAAUGAUGGUGCCUACUCUCUGGUCCUCGCUGGAGGUUAUGAGGAUGAUGUGGAUGAUGGUAAUGAGUUCACUUACACCGGCUCUGGAGGGCGAGAUCUGUCUGGGAAUAAGAGAACUGCUGAGCAGUCAUGUGACCAGACACUUACCCACAUGAACCGGGCACUGGCUCUCAACUGCAAUGUCCCUGUCAACGACAAAAACGGAGCGGAGUCUAAGAGCUGGAAGGAAGGCAAACCGGUUAGAGUUGUGCGCAGCUGCAAGGGUCGCAAGCACAGUAAAUACUGCCCUGAGGAAGGAAACCGAUAUGAUGGGAUAUAUAAGGUGGUGAAAUACUGGCCAGACAAAGGGAAGUCUGGCUUCUUGGUUUGGCGGUAUCUGCUGAAGCGUGAUGAUGAUGAGCCAGCACCGUGGACGAGAGAUGGCAAGGAACGCAUCAAGAAGCUUGGUCUCACCAUGCAGUAUCCUGCUGGCUAUCAGAAAGAGAAAGAGAACAAAAAUGAAGUGGAGGAGGAGGCAGCAACACCCAGCAAGGCAAAGAGGAAGAGAAAAUCUCAGGGCAGCGAAUCCACCAAGACCUCACCAGGCAAGACUCCUAAGAAAGUCAAGGUGGAGGUGUAUAAGCUUUCCCAGGAGCAGAAGGCCCUCAUCAAGAAUGACAAGCCAAACAAGAAGCUGUGGGAUGAAGCCAUGGAGUCACUGUCACUUGGACCGAAAUUUUUGAACAAGGUUGAAGAAGUUUUCCUCUGCAUUUGCUGCCAAGAAGUGGUCUAUCAGCCCAUCACCACAGAGUGCCAACACAAUGUCUGCAGGGAAUGCCUUCAGCGGUCCUUCAAAGCAGAGGUGUACACCUGCCCGGCCUGCAGACACGACCUGGGCAAAAACUACUCCAUGACUGUCAACAAAUCUCUGCAAAACAUUCUAAAUCAGUUUUUCCCAGGGUACAGCAACGGGCGAUGAUCGUUGGUUCUGCUUAGCCUUUGAGGAAACGCGAUGUAAACUGUAAGGGGAAUUUUCAGUAGAGGCAAUAAAGAAUCAGCUUGUCUUAAUAUAUUUUUUAUGAUUUAUAAAACUACAAUUUUUGAGGACUUCAAUUCUACCAUUUUUCUCCUUGGAUCUGCCAUGAUGCGUAGUUACUGAUAAAUCGAAAAUUCCUUUAUAACUGCCUGUGCCAUUACUCCGUUAAUACCUUCAGCAGCGAUUUUACGCCCAGUGUUUUCGUUCUGCUCCAUUAACUAAUGCUAAUGUUAUCCAUGAUGUAAAAUUGUUGUUACUCUUAAUUAAAACCCUCCAUGUUUAGCACUCCUUACAAGAACGUUAAGUCAAAAGUGGUUAAGCCAUUUACCCAACAUGUUUGGAGGUUGUUUUGUAUAAGACCAUUAUUAGAAUCUGGAUCUACCACUAGUUUGGAUGUGGCUGGUCAUCAUUUUGGUGCAGUUCUUUUCAGUGUGAUGAUGGAAUCAGGACUGUAAUUGGUUUGCAUUCACAUCUGACCUGGAAGGCUCUGUUAUUUGUCUCCUGUAGCUGCAUACUUCUCUGUACUCUGUAUUUCUGCUUUUUUAAAAUCUCCAUUUGUUUUGUUUGUCUCAGUGUUCGCAAACACAGUGGUGCUUGAUUUGCAAUUAAGAAAUCAGUUGACAACUAGAGAAAACCAUCAAGGUAAUGUCGUUCUGACAGAUUCCAAAUGCAACAUUUUACUGUCCUGGCAUGAUCAGAUGAUUGAAAUUGCAUAAACAUAAGUUUUAUUUUUUUAUUUUAAUUUUUUUUGGAAAAGAAGCUUGCUCAACCUAAAGCUGUUUCUUAAAAUGUCUAGACCUAACCUACACGCACAAACUGAAACAGUUCAGAGUACAGAGUUUUUUUUGUUUUUUUUUUCUGCUCCCUAGCAGUCUCAGAGGAAGUGUGCCCUUAGGAAACUGUCAUCAAACGUGGUUGGAUUUCCUAGCUUGUGUAUUGGUUCCCUAUAUAUAUAUAUAAGGUUUUUUUUUUUCAUAUAUGACGUUUCUGAAAGUUGGUUUAUAAGUUGCCAUGAAAUUUAUAAAACCUUGAAAGCUAAACAUGUUAGAACUAUAAGGCCAUUUUAUUCUGUGACAUUCAUUUGGAUUUCCCCUGUUUUAAAAAGGUUUGCUUUGAUAAAGUCCAAAGACAUGAAAGUGCUUAACCAAGCGUGUAAUGUAGAACUCCCUUCUAUCUAGCUCUUUAGAUGUUGUCCCUGACACUUAAACCUAAUUGAGUCUAGAAUCUUUAUUUGUAUUUUUUCUAAAAUUAAACGUGUACUUUUUCAUCUUUUAUAAUCUAUUACUGCCAUCUGUGGGAGGGGGCUAUUCAGUCAGAUUUUUGUGUCUCCUGUGGUCACUUGUGUUACCUGACCUCGUCAUAAAAAGAAAAAAACAGGAAAUGCUUGCAUUAAGCUGAAACGUUAAGGAAAUUCCACACAGUGCUCCUGAAAUUUGAUACCAAAUCAACUAAAUUAUCAGAAUUUGUUAUUUACUACUUUUGCCGCUGACUUUGUCCUUUUGUUAAUUGAUGUUUGGUGUUGAAUUUCAGCAGCAGUGUGUGACAAUGUCCAUCCACAUGCCAGCACUUUGAGUUUUGACGGAGAGACAAAGAUUUGCAUAGACUGGGAAAUGUAUAUUUUCUAAAAUUGUAUAAUUUUUUAGUCCGUUUUGGUUUUUAUAUGUAGUUUUUAGAAAUACCUGCACACGUUUGGUGCAAAGAUUUGUCAAUACAUUUUCAGUGUUAUUCAAUAAAAAAAGUGAAAAUGA
Messenger RNA from Lates calcarifer (barramundi perch), 4311 nucleotides. RefSeq names its product ubiquitin-like with PHD and ring finger domains 1 (gene uhrf1). The record is from RefSeq and is a predicted model, not a curated record. Gene Ontology annotation, biological process: negative regulation of gene expression via chromosomal CpG island methylation. Bases 170 to 2506 code for a protein of 778 amino acids. The transcript has 17 exons. Gene Ontology annotation, molecular function: ubiquitin protein ligase activity; protein binding. Lineage: Eukaryota; Metazoa; Chordata; Actinopteri; Centropomidae.